Messenger RNA from Saccostrea echinata, 2879 nucleotides. Its product is annotated as male-specific lethal 1 homolog. The record is from RefSeq and is a predicted model, not a curated record. Bases 83 to 1447 code for a protein of 454 amino acids. Lineage: Eukaryota; Metazoa; Mollusca; Bivalvia; Ostreida; Ostreidae. The transcript is spliced from 8 exons. Gene Ontology annotation, cellular component: MSL complex.
CUGUACUCCAUUUUCCGGUAAACAAAAACAAAACAAAGGCGUAGUAUUUUACUCGAUAAAGAAGAGGCAGAAACACAAGUAAAUGAUGACUGGUGGUAAAUCUAAAGCUGACAGUUCUACCGACUCAAAAUGUCGUAACGAGGGACGUUCAUCUCUCCCAAGGAGGCGAGCUGCCAAGGUGUCCUACUCUGAAACGGGAGGUUUUGAGACGGAUUUAGCCCUUGCUGUUCAGGAGAGCCUGAGGUAUGCUAGGCAGGCAGAACGCGAGGCCAAAGCAAAAGAAGAGGGCGUAAUAACCAUUCCCAGCGACGAAGAAGAUGAUCUGAGACCAACCAAGUUUACUGAUGGUUCGGUUGGAGAAUGCGUCAUGCAAAGUUGUGCACACAUGAAAGAUUUACUGAUGAUCAAUCUGGAUCUUGUCCAACACCAACAGGAAGUGUUGACAGAGAGAGACAAAGAGAUCCGCGCUCUCAAAGCUGAAAACAACACGUUGAAAUGUCGCCUGGAAAGAAUGGAGAGGAGGAUGGCCUUAUUGAAGCAGAAAGAAGACUCAGAUUUUAUCAUGGGAAACUCACCUAGAAGUCCAGCUAGCAGAAACAAAGCUGACACAGAAAACCCCACCCCUGCUGAGAGAGGGGUUAAAAGAAAGAGCAAUGUAGAAGCUGAGAACAUUUCUAAGAGGUUGGCCUUGGAUGAAAAUGACACACCGAGUACAUCAUCCAAGUCUUACCACAAACUAAAGAGACGGGCAUUACACGAAGCCAGCGCAGCCUCUCCCACCCACACCACACGUCAAAAGACCACCCAGAUACAGGAGGCGGUCCACCUACCCACCCCAAGGCAGAAGUCAUGGGCAGCCACACCGGACAGUAAUUCACCUUAUAAAAAGAAGUUGUUGCCUGUCCUCAAAGAUCAGAAAGGAGAUAAUGUGUUAAGAACCAAUGAACCAUACUAUGUCUCGCACUAUGAGCCGCUGGAUGAGGAUUUAAGCUUUAGAAAGGAUAUUGUACAGAAGGAAGACACACACUUAGAAGUGAAAUUACCGAGCUGGAGACCUCGUAAAUAUCCAAGUCUGUGGGUGCUAGAAGGAACUGAGAAUUUAGAAGAUGAAGUAUUUGUAAAGAGACAUCAGAAACUAGAAGUGGAGGAAAAAAGAAGAAAAAGGUGGGAUAUGCAGAGGAUAAGGGAGCAGAAAAUCUAUGAAAAGUUAAAGGAAAAAGAGAGAACUGCAGAGAACCUGAAAAAAGGAGAGGACCAGCAUGUAGAUACCUUUUACCCCACACUGGAAGAUAUCACUCAUAUAGAAGUAUGUAACAAGAUUCCUGUGAUGGCCUUUGGACAUGCUUUGCCAAAUUUAAAAUCUGUGGAUUUUUCUCUUCCUUGGGAGGUUGAUGCCAGUAAAGCUGUAGCUACAUCUCGGUCGUCAAGGCAUGGCCGCUCUAGGUGAUCGUCAAGACUACCCGGUUAUUUCUGUACCACACGAUUGUGUUCAUUGUAUGCCAGGAACGGUGACAAAAUAGUAUACCUGCCAUUGUAUGUGCUACAGUUAGUGUCUUGCAAAAGUAAAUUUUCAUCAUUGUUCAACAUCCUUGCCUAGUGAAAUGAUGCUUUAGUCAUAAUUACAUAACGGUCUCCUUGCAGUGUUGUAAACUGAGGAGAAAAGAAUCCUCAGUAAACCAUUCUUUGACUAUUAAAGACAAUAUGAAUGUUAAUUUUGUUGACAUUUAGUGCUCACAUGGGUUGUCCUGUUUGCGGUUUUAAAUCAAGUAAAUAAUAAAGUAUAUGUAGGUAUUUUUAUUUAAAUUGUUGAUUACUUUAAAAGAUUUCAUAAUUUAGAGUUGAAAUAUACUGCAAAGCAUUGCAGGAUUUGUUUUAAAAUUCUUGGCAAAAAGUGAAUGCCAUUAAAUGUUUACAUAUGUAUUCUUUUCCUUUUCUAACCUAUGUAUGUAGUAAGAUUUUUACCCAAAGUGGACCAAAGCACAUCCACAUUUUAUUUAUUGAUGAAUCUGUUGUUAUGUUUGAUAAAUGUAGAAGUUUUUCAGAUAUUGUGUUUCUUGUUUUAUUUUCUAAAUCUUUGUAUGAUAAUCUGCUGUGUAAUAGAAGUCUAUGUGCAGAAUCUGUGAGAGUAGAAAUGUACAUGUAUCUUGCUGCUGACAUUGUUAAAGUAAGUCGUAGCAUCCGUGUAUAACUAUCUUAAGCCUUGCUUAACUAUCCUCCAGUCCGGUGUAACUAUCCUAAAUGUGGAUAAUUAUCCAUGAAUUCUUCUGCACUAUCCUAAAAUAAGACUUGAAGGCUGGUGUAAGUAUCUUAUAUCUGGAUAAUGUAUACAGGGUUAUUCUCGCUCUUUUACACUUUAAAACAAUUCUGCCCCCUUUGAAAUUUGCUCAGACAGUUUUGUGCCAGAGAUAGUAUGGUUUUCUUUGAAUACUCCCUGUUUUAAAUUCACCCAUUUGUGAUAAGGGCGAAAAUAAAACAAGGGCAUAAAUUUCCCUGUAUACAGUAAUAAUCUUUUAGUCUUCUGUAACUAUCCUAAAGUCUAAUAUAACUAUUCUCCUGUCUGGUAUAACUAUCCUACAUGUAUAUAUGGAUAAUUAUCCAUUUAAAUCUUGUAUAAUUAUCCUAAAAUCUAGUGUAGUUUUCCUGAAGUCUUGACAUUAAUAAUUAUCUCGACUUGUUUAAGAUGCAUGUACUGGUGAAAGAAUUCUGUCAUACAGUUUGAGUUUAACGAUAAGAACUUGAUAUGCUUCCUAUCUGAGUGUGUAAGUAGAGAUGAGAAACUUUCUCUUUAAAGAUGUUACAAUCCUUUUCUUUAAAUGUAAUGAAUGUUGAAGUGGAUUUCAGUGUAAAUUUGUUCUUAAAAUAAAUGCUUUAUAAAUGUU